CUACACUUCGCUAACAAAUCACAAACGUAUAAGCAAAUACAGCUUGAGCUUCAAUAAACAUUAAAAAAUGAGAGUGUCAUAUGUAUCGUUGACUCUUGUCAUAAUUUUUGUUAUGACAAUCUUGUACGCACCCGAAGCGGAAGCGGGGGCUAAUCCCAAAGUUGAAGCACCAGAAAAACCCGACCCACUUGUGAGUUAUAUGUUACCACAAUGGUUUAUUGAUUUUGUUUUGAAACCUUAUGGAUUGGAUUAUUGGCUUUCUUAGAAAGCAAGUAAAUGAUUUUUGAGCAAGUAAAUGCACCGAAUUUUGGCAGAAUAAAAUUUGAAUGAAAGUCACAACUGAAAAACUUGGAGAAAUGUUACAAUAAAAAUGUGAGACUACAAACGCAUACACAUUAAUGUUACAUACCUUUUAAGUAAAAAUAAAUGAUAUUUCUGUACUUUGUAUGUAUUUGCUCAUCUUAUAAUUACGCAAUUGAAAAUAAACAACAAUUUAUAUAUGUAA
This is a messenger RNA of Solenopsis invicta (red fire ant), 505 nucleotides long. RefSeq lists its product as uncharacterized. The transcript is spliced from 3 exons. Bases 68 to 265 code for a protein of 65 amino acids. The record is from RefSeq and is a predicted model, not a curated record. NCBI's taxonomy places the organism in Eukaryota, Metazoa, Arthropoda, Insecta, Hymenoptera, Formicidae.